Messenger RNA from Xylaria bambusicola, 900 nucleotides. RefSeq lists its product as uncharacterized. The transcript is spliced from 2 exons. Gene Ontology annotation, molecular function: oxidoreductase activity. The record is from RefSeq and is a predicted model, not a curated record. Bases 1 to 900 code for a protein of 299 amino acids. NCBI's taxonomy places the organism in Eukaryota, Fungi, Ascomycota, Sordariomycetes, Xylariales, Xylariaceae.
AUGGCAACAUUCAUGGAGACUACUAUGAAUUACCAUCUGGACCCGUCCAGGGGCGGUUCAAAAGCAAGCACCUUUGGAACGGUCGGUGUUCUUCGUCGAAAGUUCGACUCACGUCCUAUCCAAAUACAUGAUCUACGGGGUUUGGAGAGCGAGUUCGACAUCCAUACACAUUCUUUCCAGACCUGCAAUUGGAAACCUAGCACUACAUCACUCGAAUCCAAUGACAUCAAGAGUAUUAUCUACCACGAGGCUGAGGAACUUAUCAAGUCGAUUACCAAGGCAUCGCGAGUGCACUGCUUUUCUCACCUGAUCCGACAAGAUACCUUCGAAGCUAACGUCGAGGCGCUAAAGGAGCUCGAGACUACUAGAGGCAGAGAAAAUGUCUUGGACACAGAAGGGUUCGGGCCCACAGUUCCAGCACAGUUUGCACACGUUGACCAGUCUGAAAAGGGGGCUCGCAGCCUCCUUGGAGACCACCUCCCUGAUGAGGCAGAGAAGCUGACCAAGACCCGAUGGGGAACUGUCAACCUCUGGCGGCCGAUUAAAACAAUUGAACGUGAUCCACUAGGCUUCUGCGAUGGCCGUACUGUGAGUGAUGAGGAUUUGGUUCCUGUAGACACAGAACCACCAGCAAAGGGCACAAGCAAGUUCUACGAGAGCGUUUCUAAAUAUGGAUUCCAGGUGCUUGAAGUUCGGGCGAACCCCAAGCACAAAUGGUAUUACCUCUCAAACAUGCGACCAGAUGAGGCUCUGGUUUUCAAGUGCUACGAUUCGAAGAACCCCUCCGAGAGUCGCUGCUGUCAUUCCUCCUUUCGACUACCGCGAAAAGUCGAAGCGCCAAGGGAGAGCAUGGAAAUGCGCUUCUUCGUGUUCUACGAGAAUGAAUCGGUUGAAGGGUGA